AUGGAAGGCGGAGAGGGAGGAGCGGGAGUGAGUGUUAAGCGUGAGGGCGUGAAGAAGCUGGCCAAGUUUGGAAGGCACGCACGAGGCGCUCAACGUCGAUCGGAGCCUCCUUCGCUGCUACCACGCCCAAGAACAGUAACCCGACACCCAAGACAAAGGGGAAAGGAGAGGGGAUAUGGCAAAUGGCGUAUGGCAUAUGAAAUAGGAAGGCGCGGUCCUGGCAACGGACGACAACGAGACGACGACAUACCUCUGAGCACCGUCGACAGGGCUGCCCGCCUGCCGUCGACUUCCAUCAGUGCUGGUCUUGAUCGUGGAACUCGAGCGCAUGGCUGGUCUGCUGUUGUUGCUGUCGUUGUUGCUGUUGUUAUGAUCGCUGGCAGCAGCGGAGGGAUUCUGCGGCACAGAAUUGCUGAGGGGGUUGCCUGA
Messenger RNA from Histoplasma mississippiense, 429 nucleotides. RefSeq lists its product with no specific name. NCBI's taxonomy places the organism in Eukaryota, Fungi, Ascomycota, Eurotiomycetes, Onygenales, Ajellomycetaceae. The coding region runs from base 1 to 429 and encodes 142 amino acids. The transcript has a single exon. The record is from RefSeq and is a predicted model, not a curated record.